CGUGCCCAGGAAACGCGGCCGGCGCUCGGCUGCACACGUGGGCGCGCUAUGGAGAGCUGUCACUUAAACGACCCUGCUGUGGAAGCCAGACCAAUUGUGACCUCAAAACAGAAGGUUGAAGUGGUUUGUGGUGUCCCGACCCAGGUGGUCUGCACAGCUUUCAGCAGUCACAUCCUUGUGGUGGUGACCCAGUAUGGAAAAAUGGGUACCCUGGUCUCUCUGGAGCCUAGUACGGUAGCCAAUGAUAUCUGCAAGCCUGCAAUCACUACUAGAGUGCUCCUCGGGCAAGAUGAGCCCCUUAUCCAUGUCUUUGCAAAGAACCUAGUGACGUUCGUGUCUCAAGAAGCAGGAAACAGGCCUAUUCUCCUGGCUUUGGCCUUGAAGGAAAAAAGUGUGGAAGGGGUGAGAGCCCUGAAGGAAGUGAUUCGGAGCUGCCAGGUGUGGUGAAACAAGGCCCUGCCUGCCAGCUGGAUAUUCCAGGGGAAAGCUCUUGAAUCAAGACAUCAUAACUCUUCUUCCAAAGGAACCUUUUAUUUUCUUGUGGCUUAUAGCCCAUGCAGUUGAGAGAGAACUGUUUUCACAUCUCAGAACAAACUCAGUUUGGUUUUGAUACUAAUGUUGGGGGGUGGGGGAGGGGCCAAUUCCUUUGUGAAUUUAUGAAUGGUUUUUCAUUGAGGUCUGCAGAGUUGCAUGCUUUUGAGAAUUGUUACAGUGAAUCAUCCUUCAGGAUGGGAUCCCCUGUGUUCUGUGUAUAACAUCAGUUGCAGGAGGAAUUUUCAGAGAGAGAACAAAGCCGAGUAGUAGUCAAUGCUCAUUUUACAUACUUUAUCACUUUUUUCUUGCAUAGUAAAAAUCUCAAUUGCACAAGCCCCAACAUUCCAAACUAUGAAUGUAAUUAAAAGUACUCUAGAUGUAUGAGAACUUGUUUGAUAAGCAAUAAUAGGUAUGUGACUCACACUGUUCAAAUAAAUACUGGGAAUUAAUCUUA
This is a messenger RNA of Vombatus ursinus (common wombat), 988 nucleotides long. RefSeq names its product proteasome assembly chaperone 3 (gene PSMG3). The transcript is spliced from 3 exons. The coding region runs from base 49 to 447 and encodes 132 amino acids. Lineage: Eukaryota; Metazoa; Chordata; Mammalia; Diprotodontia; Vombatidae. Gene Ontology annotation, biological process: proteasome assembly. The record is from RefSeq and is a predicted model, not a curated record.